AUGGCUAGUAUUGGUGGUCGUGCUUUAUCUUUGUUACGUUUACGAGGUGGCAUUUAUGUGCCUCGUUUCCAUGCUGGUACAAGUUCACCACCGGCGCACGCUGGCGUAACCACACCAGAUGGAGGAACACAUACGAUGAACGUGAAUACCACAUCAAAACAACAAACUUUAACAACAUCAGGAGCAAUAGGAGCUAGAACAACUGGCGGUAGUCCUCCAAGUGAUAUGCUAUUGAAUUUAAAAGCUAGUGAGAAAUCAAAUUCAACAAGACCAACAGAACAGUUCGGCAGAUAUGGAACAUCGUUCGAUCGUUUCAAAGAGCGAAACAGUGGUUCAAAACCAAAGAGUCACAAAACUAUUGAGAACUCAAUCAGUUAUUCAAUGCCGAUGAAAUUACUCCUAACUGGAAUUGUAGUUACGGCAAUAAUUUUGGCAUAUAAACGAUUUAUACUUGAUGAUCCAAAAGUACAAGAGAAGCUUGAUUAUGCCAAACAUAAAGUCAAUCAAGAAGCACAUUAG
This is a messenger RNA of Didymodactylos carnosus, 519 nucleotides long. The record is from the annotation of a GenBank genome assembly. NCBI's taxonomy places the organism in Eukaryota, Metazoa, Rotifera, Eurotatoria, Philodinida, Philodinidae.